GACUCUCCGCGUCCCGACUCCCCGGCGGGGUGGCGGCGGCCGGGUCCCCACGGUGGCGGCCGGAGCAGCGGCAGCAGGAGCCCGGCUCUAGGAUGAAGUUCAAGCCCAACCAGACGCGGACGUACGACCGCGAGGGCUUCAAGAAGCGGGCGGCCUGCCUGUGCUUCCGCAGCGAGCAGGAGGACGAGGUGCUGUUGGUGAGUAGCAGUCGGUACCCGGACCAGUGGAUUGUCCCAGGAGGAGGGAUGGAGCCAGAGGAGGAGCCUGGCGGUGCUGCUGUGAGGGAAGUAUAUGAAGAGGCUGGAGUCAAAGGAAAACUAGGCAGACUCCUGGGAGUAUUCGAGCAGAACCAAGACCGGAAGCACAGAACGUAUGUUUAUGUUCUGACAGUCACUGAAAUAUUGGAAGACUGGGAAGACUCUGUAAAUAUAGGAAGGAAGAGAGAGUGGUUCAAAGUAGAAGAUGCAAUCAAAGUUCUUCAGUGUCAUAAGCCUGUCCACGCAGAGUAUCUGGAGAAACUAAAGCUGGGGUGUUCUCCAACCAACGGAAAUUCCACGGUCCCUUCCCUCCCAGAUAGCAAUGCCUUGUUUGUGAGUGCUGCACAGCCCUCUGGGGUGCCAUCCAGUAUAAGAUAGAGAGCUGGGGGCCCUUCCCCCACAGUGUCAUGUCACAGACAUGAGGGAGAGGCUUCUCUUUUCUUCUAACACAUCUGACUGCUGCUGGCACUCUGAAUUGGCCAUGCAGGGAUUCCAAUAGUUUGCAUGUGUUUCAGAUGCUUUCAAGUCUUUUAAAAUAAACAACAAAAUAGCAUAAAAAACAUUUUAAGAUGCCAAAGCCAUGUGGGAUUUCUUUUAGAGCCUUAAUUGUAACUUUGGUUUUCAUUUUUUUUAAUGGCCCUUCCCUCCCCCUCCCACUUGACAUCAUUCUGUGGUUUGUUUUGCCAGGUCAGAUAAGUUGUCGGGUAUAUAUUUUCACACACACACACACCCCUUUUCUUACAGUAUCAAAUAGUCACCAGAUCUUUGUGUUGGGAACUGAGAAAGAUUCUCAGUAUUUAAAGAAAUAUAUCCACCUCAGAACAUGUUUAAAAAGGCCGUAAUCUCCAUUUGUAAACUGCAGAUUUGGGCUGUUUUGUUUUUGGUUUUUUGGUAUGGUCCUAUAACCUUUGACAAAGUACUUCAGAUCACUAUUUCUAAGAUUGAAUGUUCACAAACAGUAUUAUAUCACUGUCAACCUACUGUGAAUAUUUCCCCUCUAACAGUAGUGAUUCAAUAUAAAAUAUAAAGUUCAUCGUUUUAGGGAAAUACUGUCAGCAACUUGCAUGUGGUUGAGUGCCUCUCAUCCUGAAAAUGUAUUUAUAGAAAUUUAUUUAGCAUGCUUAGUUGCCAGUUCCCUUUCUAAUCCUUUUAACAUAUAUAUAUAUUACGGCCACAUUUCCCUCAAUGGAGACUGCUCUUAAAAUGCAUUUUUCAGAUUUAGUGACAUCUCCAGUUAAACUGUCAGUUGUACCGCAGGAUUAUAAUGUAGCCUUCAGUCCCAGUCAGCGAUGGCUGCUAAUCAAAUGGCCAUUCCUGUUCAGCCUUUCCAGGCCUAAGAAGAGAGCACAUUUGAAAGUACAUUUCCCGUUGUAUGAGUGUCGGUGAGUGGUCUGUCAUGUCAGUUACCUGGGGGGAGCUAGAACACAGGAGCCAAGACACCUUGUCUUUGCUCAAUUCUGUGAAAGAGUACCUGAUCUGAAACUCCUGUACGUCCUCUGAGGUCAGAAGGGAAGGGGGAAAGGAAAGAAAACAGAUGUGUGAUGGGGAAGAGGAAAAGAUCAUUCUUUAUGUAGCCAUUGUUAACCUUUUGUAAAUAUCCUAACUGGCAAGUAUAAAACAGGGAAGUACAUUAAGACAUUUGUUGUGUAACUUUUAAACCUUUAAAAUGUAGUCGCUGCUGAAAAUGGUCCUUCCAUGUAAGGAAAACUGGUUUUGAAGAUGAGUUUGUGCCACAAAUGCAGCGGAACUAAAUAAAAACAUUAGUUUAUAAAUUAAUGCUGUCAGAAAAAGAAAUGAGUAAAGCAGAAAAACUCAGCCAGUAGCAUUCACUCUGAAUUAUGUAGUGUGUCACACAUGAUCGUUCAGACCUUUUAUAUUUUUCUCUGUACAGGUCGUGUAUUCUGGUCUUUUGUUUUUUAUAAAGGAAACAUUUUAAAAUCCACAGAUUGACAUUUUCUAUCGGUUGCCAAUAGCCCUUCCCUCCCUCACACAUCUCUGCAAUUUCUCUAAGUACUAAACACAACAGAGACUGGACUGCUUUGUAUAGAAUACUGCUUCCAGCUAACAAACUAUCACCAGUGCUUGGGGGUUUCUAUGUACAUGAUAUUCUCAGAGGUAACCGUGCAUGAACUUAUUUUAUAAACUCUUGGACUGUGUAUUGCCAUGUAAAAUAUGUACAGUAUUAAUGUCAGCCAUCUCUUUAAAAGUUAGCCUAUAAAUAUUGUUGUAUAAUUUCUUCGGUCAGAAACAUUUGGACUAAGCCAUGUCACCUGAGUCAGGAUUUUCUUCAGUGCCAUUUAGCAAACCAACUAUCUUUAGUCUAUGCAAGUAGCAAAGAAGUUUCAGAAUGCAGCUUCACUUCUCGGUGCCACCGAGGGCUCCGUAUUGCUCUUCUGGAACCCAGACCAGCAAGAUUGUAGAGGAAAAGAAGUAAGGUGAUUCAGUUCUCUUAAGAAUUAGUUGGAUCUCCUAAAGGUGGUGUCUACCAUCUGAGCCCUCUGCGGUGUGCAGUGCUGAAACGGCUGUUUGUGCUUAUUCGGGAAGUAGCUGAAUGAAAUUGGGCAGCUAAGUUCUUCAGUUCCGUGUGCCUCCCAAGUAAAACACACACACAAACAAAAAGCAGAAGAUAAGUUGUUAUUGAUUGACUUGCAGAAAAGUAGAAACUGCCCUGUGUGGGGCUUUUGUAAAGAAAUGGCAUUUUCUCACCAAGCACGUGCCAUCCAGUUCUUUGUCAAUCACACUGUAGGAAGCAGAAAAGGAAGAAACGCUUUGCAUGGUCUUGUGGUCUCAUUCUAACUGGUGUAAGAAUCUUGACUUUUUUACAUUUGGAAACAUCAAAUAAAAAUGGAAACACA
Messenger RNA from Microtus ochrogaster (prairie vole), 3112 nucleotides. It is a transcript of the gene Nudt4, whose product is annotated as nudix hydrolase 4. Gene Ontology annotation, cellular component: nucleus; cytoplasm. Gene Ontology annotation, molecular function: diphosphoinositol-polyphosphate diphosphatase activity; bis(5'-adenosyl)-pentaphosphatase activity; bis(5'-adenosyl)-hexaphosphatase activity. Lineage: Eukaryota; Metazoa; Chordata; Mammalia; Rodentia; Cricetidae. Gene Ontology annotation, biological process: diphosphoinositol polyphosphate metabolic process; diadenosine hexaphosphate catabolic process; adenosine 5'-(hexahydrogen pentaphosphate) catabolic process. The record is from RefSeq and is a predicted model, not a curated record.